GAAAUAGCAAGUUGAUAUAAGGACUAGCUUACUGCUCGUACUCCAUCUUGAUACAGUUGAGUAGAGACUCGUAGUAAUUGAAGUUAUCAAAUUUCUGCUAAUUUGCUGCCAUUAAUGAAACUAAACAACUACUAAAAUUCUGGGAAUUCAACAAAAAAACCAAAGGUUGAUUCAUAAUCCAUGUUUGUUUAUACUCGUUCAGCAAAAUCACUUCUUCGAGCAAUUUCAAUUUCAACAUCAACAACAAACCCAGAAACAAUUUCUCUUCUUUUCCCUAAAACCCUAAACCCUAAUUUCAACAACAAUAAAUUCGACGUCGAAUUUCAAUGGUUAAAUCGGAAAAUUAGCACUAGUUCAUCGGCGGCGAGAGGAGGAGGAGGAGGAGGAGUGUGGCGGAACCCUAAUAGUAUAUCAAUAUGGAGGAGAAAGAAAGAAAUUGGGAAAGAAGGUUUAAUUGUUGCCAAAGAAUUGAAGCGUCUUCAAUCAAACCCUGUUCGUCUUCAACGUUGUAUUCAAUCUCAUGUUUCUCGCCUCCUUAAAUCUGAUCUUGUUUCUGUUCUUGCUGAGUUUCAACGCCAAGAUCAAGUUUUUCUCUCAAUGAAAUUGUAUGAUGUAGUGCGGAAAGAGAUAUGGUACCGUCCAGACAUGUUCUUCUACAGGGACAUGCUCAUGAUGCUUGCAAGGAACAAAAAGGUAGAUGAAGCAAAGCGGGUGUGGGAGGACUUAAAGAGGGAAGAAGUCCUAUUUGAUCAGCACACUUUCGGUGACAUUAUGAGGGCCUUUUUGGACAAUGAACUGCCAGGUGAGGCAAUGGAAAUAUAUGCUGAAAUGAGGCAAUCCCCCGAUCCUCCUCUUUCACUUCCUUUUCGAGUCAUUCUGAAAGGGCUUAUACCAUAUCCUGAAUUGAGGGAGAAGAUCAAAGCUGACUUUCUGGAGCUAUUCCCUGGAUACUCGGUUUAUGAUCCUCCUGAAGACCUCUUUGAAGACCAAGACUGGAAAACAGAGAGUGAUUUGGAUUAGUGAGGUAAGCUUACCAACCUUAGUUGUUUUAGAGAGAGAGAGAGGGGAGAUUUUUGAGUCUUUGGGACCGUGAGUAUUUAUGUUCCUUGGAAAAAAGAAAUAGAAAAAGUUUUUUUCAUUGGUUGAAACCUCAACUGAAAGUCUGUAACUGGACAAAUUUGUAUCUAUGUUUUACAUGAGAAAAAUUAAGCCUAAAAGGUACUCUGUACUGUUUAUAUGCCAAACAAUUGAGAUUGCUGUAAUACAAUACACCUGGUGAACACAUUCUCUCAAGUUUCUAAAGGUAAUCCAUUUUGUACUUAGAUAUUAACAACUCUACAUAAAUUUUCCGCAAUCCCACCUGUGGGUAUGAAUGAAAUUUGGAGUUUUUCUUGC
Chenopodium quinoa (quinoa) is the source of this 1395-nucleotide messenger RNA. Its product is annotated as pentatricopeptide repeat-containing protein At1g62350-like. Gene Ontology annotation, molecular function: protein binding. The coding region runs from base 181 to 1020 and encodes 279 amino acids. The record is from RefSeq and is a predicted model, not a curated record. NCBI's taxonomy places the organism in Eukaryota, Viridiplantae, Streptophyta, Magnoliopsida, Caryophyllales, Amaranthaceae. The transcript is spliced from 2 exons.